Messenger RNA from Stegastes partitus (bicolor damselfish), 3241 nucleotides. Its product is annotated as protein transport protein Sec24A-like. Gene Ontology annotation, cellular component: endoplasmic reticulum exit site; COPII vesicle coat. Gene Ontology annotation, biological process: endoplasmic reticulum to Golgi vesicle-mediated transport; COPII-coated vesicle cargo loading; intracellular protein transport. The record is from RefSeq and is a predicted model, not a curated record. Gene Ontology annotation, molecular function: SNARE binding; zinc ion binding. The coding region runs from base 329 to 3241 and encodes 970 amino acids. Lineage: Eukaryota; Metazoa; Chordata; Actinopteri; Pomacentridae. The transcript has 18 exons.
CCUGCUGGGUGAUCCCAACUUCCGGUGAAAGGGGAGAAGGCAGCGUCUCACACGAUUACUCCGACCAGGCCCAUCGUUACUCACCCGUUGCUAGUUGAACGGGGAUUUCGGUAAUAGCCAUGGCCCUGUGAUAGCCAACAAGUGGCCGAAUCAACUUUUCAGGAAACUAGGAGACGUCCCCGUAGACACUGCUUUGACUCGACGCCACAUCGUCGGAGCCACAGGUUAAACGUUACCCCGCGACUGCCUGCUAGUUAGCUAGCUAAAGACGCAGCUAGCUAUUCGCCAACCAAGCACCUCUAAAUUAGAUCCUGGUGUCUAUUUCAAGAUGUCAACCGCGGGGUUCAACUCUCAGAAUGGGACUGGGACGGGGCAGACGUACGCGAACGGUCCAUCACAGAAUCCUGUUGCCCUGCAGCAGCUGCCAGGGGUCAGUUAUGGCAUGACUCACCAACCAACCUACAAUCCCAUGCAGGCCAAAGUUCCCCCACCCCCUGGUCCUGGACUCUACCCUUCUGCACCAUACCAGCCUGUUCCCCCAGUUAGCUCCUAUCAGCCAGGCCCACCACUCACUUCUUACCCACCCUCUCCAGGCCAGCCGCUGUUGCCCAGGCCUCCAAUGAGUGGUCCUCCAUCCCAUACCCCUCCUCAGUCUGCCAGCCCCAGCCCUGGUCCCAGGAUGCCCCCUGCACAGGCCACACCUCCUCCUCCUGCUGUGUCUUCAAGUAGCUACUAUCCAAACCCUCAGCAGCCCAUGGCUCCAGCAUGGCAGUACAACACAGCUCCCCCACCAAUGGGGCCUCCCACUUCCAUUAGCACGCCUCCCCGCGGCCCUGUGGCAAAUCAUGUGAAUCCAGCUGCAAGCUUAGCAGAACCGCUGCCACCUUCAUCGGCAGCUUAUAGCAGCACACCACCACCCCGCAUGUCCCAGAGUGUCACCCAACCCCCAGGCCCGGGGAUGCCCCCCACCUCUAUGCUUGGAUACACUCAACCAGGCACUGCACCUCCACCAAUGAAUCCAAUGAUUCCCAACACAUACCAAUCAGGCAGACCUGCAUACGGGCCUCCACCUACAGGCCCGCCACCUAUAGGCCCACCACCAACCAUGAGACCCACACCGCCUCCCACUGGACCCCCAGUGGCCAAUGCUACACCUCCACCACCCAAAGGAGAUGGAGCUGUGGCUGGCAAUGGGCCACAAGCAUCAAACAGCUAUAAUCAUGUUGACAACAAAAUGGCCGGCCUGACUCAGCCUGGACCGCCUGGUCGGCACUUGGGCCACUACCCUUCCCUGCCCCCCGGGUACCAGAACACCUCGGCCCCUCACGCCGCCUCCUCGAUGCACCCUGCGCUACAAGCCGCCACGCAGCCUUACACUCAAGCACCUCAGCCAUACCAGCAGCCACCUGGUGGCCCAGGCCCGGCCCAGCUGAGCCCGUCAUUGGCAGCCAUGAGCCUCCAGUCCAGCACCCCUGAGGCCCUGAGAGUGGUCAACCUGCUGCAGGAGAGGAACCUGCUGCCGCCCACCCCGAUCCCAGCCCCAACACCCUGCCUUCCCCAAGACCUGCAGAAGAUAAACUGCCACCCGGAGGUUUUCCGUUCCACACUGACCAGCAUCCCUCAGACUCAGUCUCUGCUCAACAAGGCCAAGAUGCCGCUAGGCCUGCUGCUCCACCCCUUCAAAGACCUCUCGCAACUUCCUGUGGUGACAUCCAGCACCAUUGUCAGGUGUCGGUCCUGCAGAACCUACAUCAACCCCUUUGUGUCUUUCCUGGACCAGAGAAGGUGGAAGUGCAACCUGUGCUAUCGGGUCAACGACGUUCCAGAAGAGUUUAUGUACAACCCAGUCAGCAGAUCAUACGGAGAGCCACACAAACGACCUGAGGUCCAGAACGCCACCAUUGAGUUCAUUGCACCUUCAGAAUACAUGCUGAGGCCACCACAGCCGGCCGUUUACCUCUUCGUUCUGGACGUAUCCCACAAUGCAGUGGAGACGGGCUACCUGAAUGUCUUCUGUGAAUCACUGCUGGAAAACAUCAAUGCGCUUCGUGGAGACUCAAGGACAAAGGUGGGCUUCAUCACCUUCGACAGCACCAUCCACUUCUACAACCUCCAGGAGGGACUUUCUCAGCCUCAGAUGCUCAUCGUGUCUGACAUUGAAGAUAUCUUUUUACCAACACCAGACAGCCUUCUAGUAAACCUCAAUGAAUGCAAAGAGCUAGUGCAGGAUCUGUUGAAGAGCCUGCCAAGUUUAUUUGAGAAGACGAUGGAGACCCAGUCUGCCCUGGGUUCAGCUCUGCAGGCAGCCUUCAAGCUGUUGUCGCCCACUGGAGGACGCAUGUCUGUCUUUCAGACCCAGCUGCCCAACCUCGGUGUGGGGGCGCUGCAGUCCAGAGAGGACCCCAACCAGCGGGCAUCUGCCAAGGACAUCCAGCACUUAUCUCCAGCAACAGACUUCUACAAGAAGCUGGCUCUGGACUGCUCAGGCCAGCAGGUGGCCGUUGACCUGUUCCUGCUCAGCGCUCAAUACUGUGACUUGGCAUCGCUCGGUUGCAUAUCCAGAUACUCGGCAGGGAGCGUUUACUACUACCCCUCCUACCACCACCAGCACAACCCAGCUCAGGUGGAGCGCUUCCAGAAGGAUCUGAAGAGAUAUUUAACCAGGAAGAUUGGCUUUGAGGCUGUCAUGAGGAUACGCUGCACCAAAGGUCUGUCCAUCCACACGUUCCACGGAAACUUCUUUGUCCGCUCCACAGAUCUGUUGUCCCUCCCCAAUGUCAACCCAGACGCUGGCUUUGCAGUUCAAAUGUCCAUCGAGGAAAACCUGGACGACAUGCAGGUCGUCUCUUUCCAGGCUGCUCUUCUCUACACCUCCAGCAAAGGAGAGAGGAGGAUUCGUGUGCACACUUUGUGUCUCCCUGUGGUCAAUUCUCUGUCAGAUGUCUUUUCUGGGGCUGAUGUUCAAGCCAUCACUGGACUGUUGGCUUGUAUGGCUGUGGACCGUUCAGUGACGGCCAGUUUGAGUGAUGCCAGAGAUGCGAUGACCAAUGCUGCCAUCGACUCGCUGACAUCUUACCGGCAGUCUGUGCUUACCAUCCAGCAGCCCGGCCUGCUGGCUCCAGCCUGCCUCAGACUCUUCCCACUCUUCAUCCUCGCCCUGCUCAAACAGGUCGUCUAUUUUAACAAUAUACAGUCAUCGCACCUGAACUACACUGUCAGCCAGUUGUUUGUUCUACUAUAG